Pseudomyrmex gracilis is the source of this 2758-nucleotide messenger RNA. It is a transcript of the gene Dlic, whose product is annotated as cytoplasmic dynein 1 light intermediate chain 1. Gene Ontology annotation, molecular function: dynein heavy chain binding. Gene Ontology annotation, biological process: microtubule cytoskeleton organization; microtubule-based movement. NCBI's taxonomy places the organism in Eukaryota, Metazoa, Arthropoda, Insecta, Hymenoptera, Formicidae. Gene Ontology annotation, cellular component: cytoplasmic dynein complex; centrosome. Bases 46 to 1518 code for a protein of 490 amino acids. The transcript has 10 exons. The record is from RefSeq and is a predicted model, not a curated record.
CGCCCUCGCGCGCUCGCAAUCGAUAUUCUCAUUUCUGUCAAAUGGAUGAUAAUGGCAGCGACGAUGGUUGAUACGAUGUUGCAGAGCAAUGGGUUUCAGGCGAAAAAGAAAGAAGAUGUCGACAAUAAGGACAACUUGUGGUCGUCUAUUCUGGCGGAAGUGCAGAACAGCGGCAACAACAAGCUGCCGUCGAACAAAAAUGUCCUCGUUCUAGGUGACAAUGAAAGUGGAAAAACUACACUUAUAGCUAAACUACAAGGUGUAGAGGAUCCAAAGAAAGGAUCUGGGUUAGAAUUUGCAUACAUCGAUGUGAGAGAUGAUUAUAGAGACGAUCAUACAAGGCUAUCUGUGUGGGUUUUGGAUGGAGAUCCAGGUCACGCAAAUCUAUUGAGAUUUGCGCUGAACAAAGAGAGGUUUCCACACACACUUGUUAUGUUGGUCGCUGCCAUGACCACACCAUGGGCCAUUCUUGAUCAGCUUCAAUCAUGGGCAGCAUUAUUAGGCGAUCAUAUUGACAAAUUACCCUUAGAUAAUGAUACUAGGCAACGAUGCAGACAGCUUAAUAUUAAGAAAUGGCAAGACUACACAGAACCGGGAGACGAGCUGGAUCCUGGAAGUCCUCUACGACGUACCAGUCGUAAUCUGGACGAUGAUACCGCUGAAGGCUUACCUUUGCCAGAAGGAGUACUUACAACCAAUCUGGGUUUAGAUGUUGUCGUAGUUAUAACAAAAACCGAUUACAUGUCCACCCUUGAGAAGGAACAGGAUUACAAAGACGAGCAUUUCGACUUUAUGCAACAGUGGAUCAGGCGGUUUUGCUUGCAGUAUGGCGCAGGGCUCUUCUAUACAUCGGCGAAGGAGGACAAAAACUGUGAUUUGCUUUAUAAAUAUCUUACGCAUAGAAUUUAUUCUUUACCAUUCAGAACUCCGGCUUUGGUUGUUGAAAAGGACGCAGUACUUAUUCCUGCUGGUUGGGAUAACAUGAAGAAAAUUAGCAUUUUAUAUGAAAAUUUGCAAUCCAUGAAGGCAAAUGAUUACUAUCGAGAUGUUAUCGCACAGCCAGCAACAAAUCGGAAGUGCGUUGCUAGAGAAAUGGAGGUUCAAGCGGAAGAGGAGCAAGCCUUUCUCGCGCGACAGCAGGCCGUUCUGUCGGGCAUGAAAGAUCCCACUCGGUCUCCGACGACUCGGAACCAGGCAAGCCCCGGACCAGUUAUACAGGUUGCGUCGCCGAAUAAGAAGUUGGAUCCGAAAGGUACCGGUGCAACGCCAUCCGGAGAAGGUGUUUUAGCUAAUUUCUUCAAUUCUCUCCUCAACAAAAAGGUUGGAAUGCAGCCAGGUUCGCCGGGAACACCGGGUAGCGUGACCUAUGGUACACCGGGAACGAGUCCUAUGAAAGUCGAAACGAGUACACCGGUGGACAAAGCGACAAUGUGUAACGAUGCGGCUGCAGAAUUGGAUCGUCUCACUCGGACCAAGAAAUUGUCUCCUCCCAAUUUGAACUCGUCGUCUGAAUGUUAAAAAGCGAUUCUUCUUCACGACCCAUCGAUACAAAGAUUAAGAUGAUACAACAAAUGACAGAAAGCUUUAUUAUCAUUAGAUAAGGUUAAAACGCGAGAUUGGAUUGUUCUAUGUGAUUUUUGUUGUAAUAAGGUUGUUUAUAGAGUCACGAUGACUGAAAUGUAGCAUUAAGAUGGGUCACGAAAAGAUAGAAUCUAGUUUCUAUCAACAACAGUCUGAUCAAAGAAGAGGAGGGGAAGAUCUAAAAACAAAAACACAUAUAGUCUGUUAUACAACUCUGCGAUAGCUUCGCGGAUUAAAUAUCACAAUGCAGAAAAAAUAUUUAGGAAGCUAUUAAAUUAAUGUAAUUACAAAUAUUUAAUAUAAUAUUAUUGGAAUAAUAUGCUUACGCACAUACCCCAGGAUGGUAAUUAGUAAAUUAUUUAGCAAUCACUUGUGUGUGUGUGUACACAUGAGAAAACAGAAGCAUGUUUUUCUAUGUUCACGCAACAAUGCACAUUCUUCUUUGUCUCUUUUUUGUAGCGUUUUUUUUGCAUCCGAUCAUUCUUUCGCGAAGUAGUAAAAUAGCCACGCAUUCGGUCUAAUUUUUUUUUGUCUACAACAUAAGUGCUGCUAAUGUUGCAAACACGUUGUGCGAAUGCGUGAGAAUAAUCUUUUAUACCAAGUGUUUAUAAAAUAAUAGAAUGCAAGAAUUUGUUUAAAAAAAAAACGACAAUAGAAUCUUCGGAUUUUUAGAAAUAAUUAAUAUGUUCAGUGAGUGUCGGACUUAUAUUUUUGAUGACUCUCCGUUUACGCCGGUUUAUAUGCGUUCUCGUGCGCGCGCACAAUGGUGAGAUUUUAAUGAUUUUUGCUUGUGCGUCUUAUUAUAUUUAAGUAAGACUGCACUUGGGUAAAUAUCAAGAGAAGAAAAUGUAGUGUUUUAAAGUGCGCUACAAAGUAAAUGUAAUAUUUUGUUGGUAUUGAAAUAUUCUACGAUAAUAUUGCACAUGUAAUAGCGAAAAUUAUCAAAACGGCCUGAAUGGAAAGUCUAGCGCACGUAUGCGAUCUAUAUGCAACACUGAACGUGUUAAUGUUACGAGAUUGGGAAUGGAUGUUCAUAUCGCACGUGUAAAAUCGAUAUUUUCUUUUAAAAAACUGCAAAUAUAAACAGAAACCUGUAUAUUUCAUUAUCAACAUAAAUGUGGGUCUAUGUAUAUAAAAAUGCAACUUUUCGGAAAAAAUAAAUAAAUAAUUUUUCGUA